Messenger RNA from Moneuplotes crassus, 486 nucleotides. The record is from the annotation of a GenBank genome assembly. NCBI's taxonomy places the organism in Eukaryota, Ciliophora, Spirotrichea, Euplotida, Euplotidae.
AAUGACUCUCAACCCAGACGAUAAGGCCAAGUUUAUACAGAUGCAUUCUGCAGCUCACAAAGCCGACUUAGCUGACCAAGAGAAACUGAAGACCAAAGCAGGCCUACAUCUUAUCAGAAACAUACAGUUACUUACCUCACAUCACGCUUUUGAGAAGCUACACAAGUAUGAUGAAGUCCAAAACAAGCAAGAAGACCCAAAAUUGAGAGAGCAAGCAAACUUCUUACAAGCCAAGAGAGCUAACCUUCAGAGGGCCAUUGAAGAAAACUCCCGUAAGAUUGAAGAAAAGCAUGCUCAGUUAUAAGAGAAAGAAUGGCCAUGGAGAACGAACAUCAUGAAAUGCUAGAUGAGCUCCGCAAGAGAAUGAUGAUGAUGCAGAGGCAAAUAUGUUGAAUCGAAGAAGAGAAAGUUAUGAUGGAUCAUGAUUGUCAAGUACUUCAAGCAGAAAUAGAUGCAAUCAGCAAAUCUUCCGAAGCCUAACAAUUA